Messenger RNA from Eucalyptus grandis, 1274 nucleotides. Its product is annotated as kinesin-like protein KIN-7A. The record is from RefSeq and is a predicted model, not a curated record. NCBI's taxonomy places the organism in Eukaryota, Viridiplantae, Streptophyta, Magnoliopsida, Myrtales, Myrtaceae. Gene Ontology annotation, biological process: microtubule-based movement. The transcript has 10 exons. Bases 150 to 1274 code for a protein of 374 amino acids. Gene Ontology annotation, molecular function: microtubule binding; microtubule motor activity; ATP binding.
CUCAUCUCUCUCUCGCAAGUUCAUCCGCUGAACUUCGACUCCUGCGGAACCUCUCUCUCUCUUCGCCGAUCGCCGAUCUCGUUUCUCCGCGAUUUGAAGUCCCGAUUCGGCUGCCGGAGCAAUCGCCGCGUGUGGUGCAGUGAGCGAACAUGAUUGAUAGGGCACCAGCUACACCAUCCUCUAAGGUGCGAAGAACCCCUUCAUCUACACCAGGGGCCUCACAUCGAGAGGAGAAGAUAUUUGUCACCGUCCGUCUAAGGCCUUUAAGUCGGAGAGAACAAGCAUUGUACGACCUGAUUGCAUGGGAAUGCACUGAUGACAACACUAUCAUUUACAAGAAUCCCAAUCAAGAACGUGGUGCAGCAUCCUACGUAUUUGAUAGGGUAUUUGGUCCUGCAAGUUCGACUUACAUGGUGUAUGAAGAAGGAGCCAAAGAUGUUGCCCUCUCAGCCCUCAAAGGAAUUAAUUCAACUAUUUUUGCUUAUGGGCAAACUAGUAGUGGGAAAACAUACACCAUGAGAGGAAUCACUGAGAAUGCUAUCAAGGACAUCUAUGAACACAUUAAGGAGAACCCGGAGAGAGACUUUGUUCUGAAGGUUUCAGCAUUGGAGAUAUACAAUGAAAGUGUUAAUGACCUUCUGAAUCAUGAUUCUGGUCCUCUUCGACUCCUUGAUGAUCCUGAGAAAGGGACCGUUGUGGAAAAAUUAGUUGAAGUAGUUGUAAAGGACAGUCAACACUUGCAGCACUUAAUUGGUCUUUGUGAAGCCCAAAGGCAAAUUGGAGAAACUGCUCUAAAUGAUAAAAGCUCAAGAUCUCAUCAGAUAAUUAGGCUGACGAUUGAGAGCGCUCUCAGAGAAAACUCGGAGUGUGUGAAGUCAUUCAUUGCCAGUUUGAAUCUUGUGGACCUUGCUGGAAGUGAGCGUGCAUGCCAAACAAAUGCAGGUGGCGCAAGACUGAAGGAAGGCAGUCAUAUCAACCGCAGUUUGCUUACAUUGACUAAUGUCAUUAGAAAGUUAAGGGGGACAUCUUCAGGGGUCAUACCUGGUUCAAAACUCGGCCUCCGGGAAGGACUCACAGGUCGUGAUGGACCAGAGGAAGAGGAAGAGGAAGAGGAAGAAGAGGAUGAUCUAGAACCACUAGUCCGGAUGAGGAGGCAGGAGCACCUGGACAAUCUGCCGGAUCAGGUCGCCCAGCUGAACAAGGAGGAAACACCGGAUCGGGACCAACAUCAACAUCACCGCACAGGCACAGCAUUACUUGAGCAUUUAGGCUGA